UGAAAGCACAAAGUUUAGGGAGAGACUGAGAUUUCUUUGUGCCCCGCUGGACGGGCAAGGCGUGAGAGAGGAGAGUUGGGGUCUGUCAGAGAGGGCUGUUGGAAGAAGUUGCCUGGAAGGGGGGGGCGGGUGCCCUGGCAGCUGCCCAGCGUUGACGCGGUGACAACUGCAGAAGGUGGCCCUCCUCCAAGCCCUCCCGACGCCUCCCCCCAACUCCCACCCACCCCUGCCCCCAUCCCCCACCACCGCCUGGAUCGCCCGGACUUCACCCGACCGAGGCCGGGGCCGUAGUUUGCAUCCGGACUGGCUUUGGAUGCAGCCAAUCCUCCUUUGGCUGAUGGAAUAGUCUCCCCUCCCUACAGCCCCGGCGCGCCCCUCCCUCGCGCGCCUCGCCGCCUCCCGCGGCAGAGCAGGAGCUGCGCGGCCCGGUGCGGCGGCGGCGGCGCCCGAGUGAUCUGUCCCGCACGCCGGGGCGAGGGGCGAGCGAGCGCGCUCCUCCUCCUGAGCCCUGCGCCCCCGCGCUCCCCCUCUCCCCCCUGCUCGCUCUCCCGUCCCUCCCUCCUCUCUUCCUUCUUUCCUUGUUAUUUCCCUCCUCUCUUUCCCCUUUUCUCUCCUCCUGACCGUUCGCUCGAACAUUCCCAUUCUCCUCCCCGCGGCUCUCCGCUCUCCCCCUCCCCUCCUCGCUGUCACACUCUCUCUGCCCCCGUCUCUCCUUUUCUCAUUUGCUUGCUCAUCUCCGAGCGUGGAUCCGCGGCUCCCGGAGGAGCCCAGCGCCUGGAGCACCUGGAGUCCGGCCGGCGGCGGCCCGAGCCUGGCCAGCGGCGGCAGCGGCGGGAGCCGAGGGAGCGGCAGCCCCGACCGCGGGCACCGCGGGAGCCCCAGCGGCAGCAGCCGCCGCCGAGAUGUCCCGGCGAAAGCAGAGCAAACCCCGGCAGAUCAAACGGCCGCUUGAAGAUGCCAUUGAAGAUGAGGAAGAAGAAUGUCCAUCAGAGGAAACAGACAUCAUCUCCAAAGGAGACUUUCCAUUGGAGGAAAGCUUUUCCACAGAAUUUGGACCUGAAAAUCUGAGCUGUGAAGAAGUGGAAUACUUCCGUAACAAAGGUGAUGAUGAAGGAAUCCAGGAGACAGCAGAAUCAGAUGGGGAUACACAGUCGGAGAAACCAGGGCAACCUGGAGUUGACACAGACGACUGGGAUGGACCAGGAGAGCUGGAGGUGUUUCAGAAAGAUGGGGAACGAAAAAUUCAGAGUCGGCAGCAACUUCCGGUGGGAACAACCUGGGGGCCGUUUGCUGGGAAGAUGGACUUGAAUAACAAUUCUCUGAAGACAAAGGCUCAGGUCCCAAUGGUGCUGACUGCUGGUCCCAAGUGGUUGCUGGAUGUGACUUGGCAAGGAGUGGAAGACAACAAAAACAACUGCAUUGUGUACAGCAAAGGGGGUCAGCUUUGGUGUACAACUACAAAGGCCAUCUCUGAGGGUGAAGAGCUAAUUGCCUUUGUGGUGGAUUUUGACUCAAGGCUACAAGCUGCCAGUCAGAUGACUCUCACAGAAGGGAUGUACCCUGCACGCCUGCUGGACUCAAUUCAGCUGCUUCCUCAGCAAGCUGCCAUGGCUUCUAUUUUGCCCACAGCUAUUGUCAAUAAGGAUAUAUUCCCUUGCAAGUCCUGUGGCAUCUGGUAUCGGAGUGAGCGGAAUCUGCAAGCCCAUUUGAUGUACUACUGCAGUGGGAGGCAAAGAGAAGCUGCUCCAGUGUCAGAGGAAAACGAAGACAGUGCCCAUCAGAUUUCCAGCCUGUGCCCCUUCCCACAAUGCACCAAGAGCUUUUCAAAUGCUCGAGCUCUAGAAAUGCACCUGAAUUCACACAGUGGAGUGAAAAUGGAAGAAUUCCUGCCCCCUGGGGCUAGUCUAAAAUGCACCGUCUGUAGCUACACUGCUGAUUCUGUGAUCAACUUUCACCAACACCUGUUCUCCCAUCUCACUCAAGCUGCCUUCCGAUGUAAUCACUGCCAUUUCGGCUUCCAGACUCAGAGGGAGUUAUUGCAGCACCAGGAGCUCCAUGUCCCUAGUGGCAAACUUCCCAGAGAAAGUGACAUGGAACACUCCCCAAGUGGAACCGAAGACAGCUUACAGCCAGCCACAGACUUGUUGGCCAGAAGCGAACUUCCCCAGAGCCAAAAGGCCAUGCAAACUAAAGAUGCAAGCUCUGACACAGAGCUGGACAAGUGUGAGAAAAAAACUCAGCUCUUUCUCACGAACCAGAGACCAGAGAUACAGCCUACAACAAAUAAACAAAGCUUUUCUUACACAAAAAUAAAAUCUGAGCCCUCUAGCCCAAGACUUGCCUCAUCGCCUGUUCAGCCUAAUAUUGGUCCUUCUUUCCCUGUGGGCCCUUUCCUAUCUCAGUUUUCUUUCCCCCAAGAUAUCACUAUGGUCCCUCAAGCUUCAGAGAUCUUAGCGAAGAUGUCUGAACUGGUGCAUCGGCGACUGAGGCAUGGCAGCAGUAGCUACCCCCCUGUCAUUUACAGCCCCUUGAUGCCCAAGGGGGCUACUUGUUUUGAGUGUAACAUAACAUUCAAUAAUUUGGAUAAUUAUCUAGUGCACAAAAAACAUUACUGCAGCAGCCGAUGGCAGCAGAUGGCCAAGUCCCCAGAGUUCCCUAGUGUGUCAGAAAAGAUGCCUGAAGCUUUGAGUCCCAACACUGGCCAAACCUCCAUAAACCUUCUCAACCCAGCUGCUCAUUCUGCUGAUCCCGAGAAUCCACUUCUUCAAACAUCUUGCAUCAAUUCUUCCACUGUCUUAGAUUUAAUUGGGCCAAAUGGGAAGGGCCAUGACAAGGACUUUUCUACUCAAACUAAGAAGAUCUCUGCUUCCAGUAGCAGUGAUGACAAAAUUAAUGGAAAACCUGUUGAUGUGAAAAAUCCCAGUGUCCCCUUAGUGGAUGGCGAAAGUGACCCAAAUAAGACUACCUGUGAAGCGUGCAACAUUACCUUCAGCCGGCACGAGACAUACAUGGUCCACAAACAGUAUUACUGUGCUACACGCCACGACCCUCCACUAAAGAGGUCUGCUUCCAGCAAAGUGCCUGCCAUGCAGAGAACCAUGCGCACACGCAAGCGCAGAAAGAUGUAUGAGAUGUGCCUACCUGAGCAGGAACAAAGGCCUUCACUGGUUCAGCAGAGAUUUCUUGACGUAGCCAACCUCAAUAAUCCUUGUACCUCCACUCAAGAACCCACAGAAGGGUUAGGAGAGUGCUACCACCCAAGAUGUGAUAUCUUUCCAGGAAUUGUCUCUAAGCACUUGGAAACUUCUCUGACGAUCAACAAGUGUGUUCCAGUUUCCAAAUGUGACACUACUCAUUCCAAUGCUUCCUGCCUAGAGAUGGACGUACCCAUAGAUCUUAGCAAAAAGUGUUUAUCUCAGUCUGAGCGGACGACCACGUCUCCCAAAAGGCUGCUGGACUAUCACGAGUGCACUGUGUGCAAGAUCAGUUUCAAUAAGGUAGAAAACUAUCUGGCCCACAAGCAGAAUUUCUGCCCAGUUACUGCACAUCAGCGUAAUGACCUGGGUCAACUGGACGGCAAAGUGUUUCCGAAUCCAGAAAGUGAACGAAACAGCCCUGAUGUCAGCUAUGAAAGAAGCAUAAUAAAAUGUGAGAAAAAUGGGAAUCUGAAGCAGCCUUCCCCCAAUGGAAACUUAUUUUCAUCCCACUUAGCAACACUCCAAGGCCUGAAGGUCUUUAGCGAAGCUGCUCAGCUCAUUGCUACAAAAGAAGAAAACAGACAUUUGUUUCUUCCACAAUGCCUUUACCCUGGAGCAAUAAAGAAAGCAAAAGGAGUCGACCAGCUUUCUCCAUAUUAUGGAAUAAAGCCAAGUGAUUACAUUUCUGGCUCUCUUGUCAUCCAUAACACUGACAUUGAGCAAAGCACAAACGCGGAAAAUGAAUCUCCUAAAGGCCAGGCUUCCUCAAAUGGGUGUGCUGCGCUGAAGAAAGAUUCUCUGCCAUUGUUGCCCAAAAAUAGAGGAAUGGUAAUAGUGAACGGUGGACUGAAACAAGAUGAGAGACCCACUGCCAACCCACAGCAAGAGAACAUUUCUCAGAAUCCUCAGCAUGAAGAUGGCCAGAAAUCUCCUUCAUGGAUCUCUGAGAACCCAUUAGCUGCCAAUGAGAAUGUCUCACCAGGAAUUCCCUCAGCAGAGGAACAGUUGUCUAGUAUAGCAAAAGGUGUGAAUGGUUCCACCCAGGCUCCAACCAGUGGAAAAUAUUGCCGGCUGUGUGACAUCCAAUUCAACAACCUUUCAAACUUUAUAACUCACAAGAAGUUUUAUUGCUCAUCACAUGCAGCGGAACAUGUCAAAUGAACUCACUAAAUAAACAUCAGUCACCUUUGGUAUCAGUGUUUAGUAUGUUGUUCUAAACAGUCCAGAAAAAAAGAAAAAGCUAUUUGAAUUACAUCUGGGCAAUCAGGAGAUAAUUCAUUAUGGCUGAGUUGAAGACUUAAGGUGUAAUUUCAUUACAGUCCAUUAGUAAAGUGUAUUAUUGGUGCCAUUUUCAAAAAAAAAUUAAUUUAUUUUACCAGCAGUAUUCAUAGCUGUGGUUAUGUUAUUUUUUAUUUAAAAACUUUAUAUUAAAGUCAUUUGUAAUGUUAUUGUAUAGUUAUUGUGUAGCACAUAUGGUUUGCACUGUAUAGUAGCUUUUAAAGAAAAUAGUCACAAACAAUACAGAAAAGCAUUUUAGAAAUAGCUUCAAAAGCACUUGUGUAUCUUGAUUUUUUCUUAUAUGCUGUUGCAGAUAUAUGUAUACGCUAAAAUAUAACUUGCAAAGAUGUUCUAAAUACACAUGAUAUAAGUUCGCCUUAAGAUUUCAAUUCUUGGAUAAUCAGGCUCCGUUUGCACUUUAUAUUUUAGCAGAUACAGUCUCUUAGUCACUAGGCUUUGCAUUUGUAUGUAGCUGUAUGUUUCUGUCCAUUUUCUUAAUCCUAAACCUGUAUGUUAAAUGAAGAUGGCAAUUUUUUUCUUGUAUAGUACUUGUAUUUUCUUUCGCUGAUGCAGCUCUGUCUCAAUUUUUAAACCUUUGCUGUUAAAUGCAAUACUUUAUAAAGAAUGAACAAAAUUACUGGAAGCAGUAUUGUAAGUAAUGAGGUAGUAUUAAUCAGUUUUAUCUUUUGAAAGGCACAGUCUAAAUCGAAACCCUUAACUCAAUGCUGCAAGUAUGAAUUUAAUUCAUAUAUAAGAUCUAUUUAAAUAUAAGAGUAGCAAUACUGCACCUGGUGAUCACAAAGAUAAUGUUCUACUUCUGAUAGAAAUAAUUUCUCAACAAAUGUUGUUACUAUGCAUGUAUAUGGAUGGAAUAAAAUUCCAGAUUGUUGGAGAA
Molecule: messenger RNA, 5370 nt
Organism: Callithrix jacchus (white-tufted-ear marmoset)
Lineage: Eukaryota; Metazoa; Chordata; Mammalia; Primates; Cebidae
Gene: ZFPM2
Product: zinc finger protein, FOG family member 2
Biological process (GO): cell differentiation; heart development; positive regulation of transcription by RNA polymerase II
Cellular component (GO): nucleus
Molecular function (GO): RNA polymerase II-specific DNA-binding transcription factor binding
Source: RefSeq, a predicted model, not a curated record